CUUGGUGUCAUGCUGCUAGAUGAGCAGUAACGGCUCGUGUUUCCAUUUUAGUGGAGCCACAGGUGCCUCGACGUGCUCAUUGGUUGGACUUUCAAUCUGAGCGUCAGGAUCCAGGACCAAGGACGCUGUGACCGCUGCAGAGCGCUCCUCCAGGCAGAGGCCGAUCCAAAGCAGCUAUGACAUCAGACACUAAUCAUUCUUAAUUGUAUCACCCGCGAGCUGCGCGUAAACCUCGGACUCUCUCCGCCUGUCGCAGAAUGGAGUAUACACCUGACGUGGAUUUGGACGAGCUGUGUCCGGUCUGUGGAGAUAAAGUCUCCGGGUACCAUUAUGGCCUGUUGACCUGUGAAAGCUGCAAGGGCUUUUUUAAAAGAACCGUCCAAAACAACAAGAAGUACACGUGCGCGGAGACGCGCGACUGCCGGAUCGAUAAGACGCAGAGGAAACGCUGUCCGUCCUGCAGGUUCCAGAAGUGUCUUCAUGUCGGCAUGCGACUGGAAGCUGUUCGUGCAGAUCGCAUGAGAGGUGGCAGGAACAAGUUCGGACCCAUGUACAAGCGUGACCGGGCCCUGAAGCAGCAGAGAAAAGCUCUGAUGCAGGCUGCUGGAUCCAGUCACGACCAGCAAGGCUUUAGCGUCCACCCAGACCUCGUCUCCCCCAGAACCCCACUGCCCACGGCUCAGCAUGACGACAUGCGCUGCCUCCUUCCGUCACUGCGCUGCCUCCUGCCCUCAGACCUGCCCAGCCCCAGCCAGCACCACGGGAACUACCUCUCAAACUGGACAAUCAAUUCCAGCUCUGCCGCCAGAGCCUACACGUCCAGCCCCCCUCCGGGUCCUGGGGUUCCUGCACUGGUGCUGGAGCUCCUGCGCUGUGACCCCGAUGAGCUGCAGCUGCAGAACAAGUCAGCCGCUCGCCUCCUGCAGGAGCAGAGCGGCUGGAACCAGCACGGCCGCCUCGACACCUUCCGCCUGACGUGCCUCCUGGCCGACCAGAUGCUGUUCUUCAUGGUGGACUGGGCUCGAACGUCCAUCUUCUUCAAACAACUUAAAGUGAGGGACCAGAUGAAGUUACUGCACAACUGCUGGAGUGAGCUGUUGCUCCUGGACAUCAUCUCCAGACAGGUCCUGUACGGGAGAGAGGACCGGCUGCUCCUGGUCACGGGGCAGGAAGUGGAGCUGUCAGAGAUAGUUGCUCAUGCCAGUCCUGCCUUGAUCAGCCUGGUCCAGAGAGGACAGAACCUGGUUGAGAAGCUCCACAUCCUAAAGGUGGACCGCCAAGAGUUUGCUUGUAUGAAGUUCCUGACUCUUUUUAACCCAGAUGUGAUGGAGCUUGAAGACCAUCAGUUCAUAGAAAAUGUCCAGGAGCAGGUGGAAGGAGCCUUGUUGGAGUACACCCUGUGCACCUCGACUCGGUACCUCGAACGCUUCGCUCAUCUGCUGCUGUGUCUGUCUGAGCUGCGCUCCCUCAGCAUGUUAGCUGAAGAAUAUCUGUGCUGCAAACAACUGAGUGCAGACGUGCCCUGCAACAACCUGCUCAUUGAAAUGCUGCACGCCAAGCACAGCUGGCCAUGAAGACAAACAGCCAUAUGAAUGCAUUAGGUGUAAAUUGGAUGUUUAUUGAUAAUAAACAGUUCUUUUCUUCUGUGCCUUA
Messenger RNA from Betta splendens (Siamese fighting fish), 1653 nucleotides. RefSeq names its product nuclear receptor subfamily 5 group A member 2-like. Bases 258 to 1574 code for a protein of 438 amino acids. NCBI's taxonomy places the organism in Eukaryota, Metazoa, Chordata, Actinopteri, Anabantiformes, Osphronemidae. Gene Ontology annotation, molecular function: RNA polymerase II cis-regulatory region sequence-specific DNA binding; zinc ion binding; nuclear receptor activity. Gene Ontology annotation, cellular component: RNA polymerase II transcription regulator complex. The record is from RefSeq and is a predicted model, not a curated record. The transcript is spliced from 6 exons. Gene Ontology annotation, biological process: tissue development; hormone-mediated signaling pathway; regulation of transcription by RNA polymerase II.